Molecule: messenger RNA, 672 nt
Organism: Meloidogyne enterolobii
Lineage: Eukaryota; Metazoa; Nematoda; Chromadorea; Rhabditida; Meloidogynidae
Source: the annotation of a GenBank genome assembly
AGUCCCCGAGUAGGGCAGUUUACCAAAAUCUUUCAUUUAUUGCCUUUCUUUCCUUGUUUCCUUCUUGUUCCUUAUUUACUGAUUAUUUUUUUUAGACUUUCUUUUUAUUUUUAUUUACUACUUACUAACUUUCUAAUUGACAAAAUGCGACCUCCUCUUGAACAUCGUACACGUGGGUUUCCUUCUUCUGACUUUAUGUAUCAACAACGUGUUGGGGCUGACCAGCCGACUGACUUUCAAUUUGAUGCUUCGCAAGGGAGAGGUGUUGCUCGUGUUGCCGCUCGUGCUCGUGCUGGAGCAGUGAAUUUCCAACGUCCACAGUAUGGAGCGCCUCCGGAACAAAUGACUUAUGAAUCUUCUGACAAUCCACCACUUCCAAAUACAGAAUUCUCCAGUUCUUUUCAUCAGCGUGGAGCUCAUAAUGGUCGACGUAUGGCGGCUUAUAGUUUUGGUACUUCGGGAUAUGCUAUGCAACAAGCUCAAAUUCAGCCGACUUUUGUUGAGGAGGAGGAGGUUAACAAUCACCAGUUACCGUCUACAUCUCAGCAAACUUUGACUGCGGGUGCUUGUGAUGGACAUAAGGAUACUUUGGCUGUUUUGGUUGAAGGUGCGCGUAAUAUGGCUAAAGUUUUGAACGACUUCGCUAAUCGUCUUGACCCUUACACUAAAUGA